AUUCACUCCUGUGCACUUGACCUUCUAGCACUUUAAUCUGCCUCACAAUUUCUUUUUUGUUUAUGUUUUUCAUGUUUUUCAUUUAUUUAUAACUCCAGAUCUGCUGUAAUACAUGUGCUUGGGCCACUUGCCGAUAACCUUGACGACCUCAGUAAAGACCCCAGUCUGGCAGUAUGACCUCUCCUUAUGCAGCAGUACAAUUCUGCCCAGAGCGAGCCUUUCAACGAUUGAGAGAACCUGCAGCAGCUUGUCUCUCAUGGGCUGAAGGUUCUUUCCUGACCUCCAUGUCACAGGGCCAGGGCUCUCAGGGUACAGAUAUCCUCGGACAAGACGUCCUCAACCAGCUACUGGAGAUGCUGGACCAGUCUGCACUACAUUCAAUGCAGCCUAUCGAGCUGAACUUCUCUGAGGGCUCUGCAGUCGGAUCAGCAUCCAAUACUAUACAGAUUAGCAUGGACUGCAUCACGAUGCAUGGGCCUGAGGAGCCCCUUACACCACAGUAUACAAGUCUGGGGCUUCUCAACAGCAUGGAUCAAAAUGGUGGCUCCACCUCCACCAGCCCCUACAACAACGAUCAUGCUCAGAACAAUGUAACGGCACCAUCACCCUACGCCCAGCCCAGUUCCACCUUCGAAGCCCUGUCUCCAUCACCUGCCAUCCCAUCCAACACAGACUAUGCUGGCCCACACACCUUUGAUGUGUCCUUCCAGCAGUCCAGCACAGCCAAAUCAGCCACCUGGACGUACUCCACAGAGCUGAAGAAGCUGUACUGUCAGAUUGCCAAAACCUGUCCCAUUCAAAUCAAGGUCCUUACCAAUCCACCUCAGGGUGCAGUUAUACGGGCCAUGCCUGUCUAUAAGAAAGCUGAGCAUGUUACUGAGGUGGUCAAACGAUGCCCGAACCAUGAACUGAGCCGAGAGUUCAAUGACGGCCAAAUAGCCCCACCCAGUCACCUGAUUAGGGUUGAGGGGAACAGUCAUGCUCAAUACAUGGAAGAUUCCAUUACUGGGCGUCAGAGUGUACUGGUGCCUUACGAGCCCCCUCAGGUGGGCACAGAGUUCACAACCAUCCUGUACAAUUUCAUGUGUAACUCCAGCUGUGUUGGCGGAAUGAACAGACGGCCUAUUCUUAUCAUCGUCACUUUGGAAUCCAGAGAUGGUCAGGUUUUGGGCCGACGGUGUUUUGAGGCUCGUAUCUGCGCGUGUCCUGGACGUGACCGCAAAGCUGACGAAGACAGCAUCCGCAAACAGCAUGUCAGCGACGGCACAAAGAGCAGUGAGGGUAUGAAACGCCCUUUCCGCCAGGCCUCUCACCUGUCUCAGCACCCCUCCAUCAAGAAGCGAAGAUCCACCGAUGAGGAAGUGUUUUGUCUGCCUAUUAAAGGCCGUGAAAUCUAUGAGAUUUUGGUGAAAAUCAAAGAGUCUUUGGAACUCAUGCAGUUCCUCCCUCAGCACACUAUUGAGUCAUACAGACAGCAACAGCAGAACCUACUGCAGAAACAGAGCUCUCUGCCACCUCAACCCAACUUCGGUUCCAGCUCACCCACCCUCGGCAAGAACAAGCUGCCAUCAGUCAGUCAGCUCAUCAACCCCCAACAGCGUAACACACUCACCCCAUCCAGCAUGGCUGGAGGACUAACUGACAGUUUAUUACAGUCUCAACACUUUCCCCUCCCUUCAGUGACCCCUCCGAUGAUGGGCGGCCCUGUUCCCAUGAACACAGACAUGAGUGGCCUGAGCCCCACCAACCCCCUGCAGUCUCAGUUACAAAUGGUGCCCUCCUCUCACUGCACACCUCCGCCACCCUACCCAAUGGACAACAGUAUUUCCAGUUUCCUGUUGAGGCUGGGCUGUUCAGCCUGUUUGGACUAUUUCACAGCCCAAGGACUGACCAAUAUCUACCAGAUUGACAACUACAACUUGGAGGACUUGUCCAGGCUGAAGAUCCCCACAGAAUUCCAGCACAUCAUUUGGAAAGGAAUCAUGGAGUACCGGCAGACCAUGGAGUUUUCUCCACCUCCCCACAUCUUGCGCACCUCUAGCGGGACAUCCACUGUUAGCGUGGGCUCCACCGAAGCCAGAGGCGAGCGCGUAAUCGAUGCGGUGCGCUUCACUCUCCGUCAGACCAUUUCCUUCCCUCCGCGGGAUGACUGGACCGAUUUCUCCUUUGACCUGGCUCCCGAUUCCCGUCGCAACAAGCAACAGCGCAUCAAGGAGGAGGGCGAAUGAACACUAUACAUGCAUACAACGGCAACAGUGUACAUUUACUGUACACACACACACACACUCGGUUUCAUAUUAACACACUUGGUGUUGGUCCAGAUCGUUUCACAGUUUUCCUAAGCAAGUGAUGAUUAAAAAAACUGUGAGCCUCAUAGUCUAGUUCACUUACACUUAAAUGGGCAGAUAAAAUGCACUUAAAGUCCUUUAUGGUUUCAUUAUCUUCUGGUGGAUUUAGCUCUGGUUGUCAUUUCAAGCCCCUUUAUUGAACGCAAGCAGCUGUGGCUGAGGGGAAAUGGUGCUUUGCUAGAUUGUUUUGUCAUGUUUACUGUUUCUUGAGACGAAGCACUUAAGAAAUGCUGUUGUUACUACUCAUAAAAUACACACUGAACGUUUGGGGUUUCUUUCCUUCUUUUUAAAUGGCCAAUGGUAUAUUUCUACGUUAUUGUUCUUUUCUUUUUUUUGUAUAAAAAACCAAAACAAACAUUUUCCUCCCAGCAGGAGCUUUAGUGUUAAUUGUAACCAUUGUUGAGAAUUCCUUGCGGUUGAACAAAGUCAUUUUUAAAAGGCUGACGUUUGUCAGUUUUGAUUGUAUGUAUUUCGAAUCGCACAUGGUUCUCUAUUCUCGCAGAAAGUGUUAUUCGUCUAUUUUUAUUUGUGGUGUAAGACUGAUGUUGUCAUGUAGCCUCUUCUAUGUAAUACUGUAAACCCUUUGUAUCUUUUAUUUGUGAGUCGCAAACACUCCAAUACUAGAAUUGCAGUGUGUAAGUAUUGAAUUGAAUUGCUUGAACUGCUGUUUACUGGCCCGUAAAGUAUAAAAGUGAUUUUUAUUGGUUCAUUGGCCAAUGUGUUUGUACAUUGUCAAUGCAAUGUGGCUUCAGUAUUUUUUUUAAACUAGUUUUCCAAAUCACGUGAUACUCGUUGUUAGCCUGUUUGUGGCAAUAUUGUACAGUUUGUUUUUUUUUUUUCACUUUUAUUUGACAACUGAGUAAACAAUUCUUUAUCAAACUAUUAAGGAAAUAUUGUAAAUAUGUUGCAAUGUACUUAUUUUGAUAUAAACCAAAAAUAAAACAAAUAUCAUUUAA
Molecule: messenger RNA, 3304 nt
Organism: Rhinichthys klamathensis goyatoka
Lineage: Eukaryota; Metazoa; Chordata; Actinopteri; Cypriniformes; Leuciscidae
Gene: tp63
Product: tumor protein p63
Exons: 14
Coding region: 174-2228 (684 amino acids)
Biological process (GO): protein tetramerization; apoptotic process; regulation of transcription by RNA polymerase II
Cellular component (GO): nucleus
Molecular function (GO): DNA-binding transcription factor activity, RNA polymerase II-specific; protein binding; RNA polymerase II cis-regulatory region sequence-specific DNA binding
Source: RefSeq, a predicted model, not a curated record